AAAACAGCUGAGCAAAGACCAAACAACAGCCAUCUAUCAGACUUUAGCUACUUAUAGAAGUAUACAGUCUGAUCAUUGACCCGUAGCUUGACAUGGCACUUGAGGAAUAUUCACAAAGAAGCUAACUAAUACAGUUAAUGCGACGACAAAACAACGUAUUUGCAGCUUGGAAGAAACCAGGAAGAUGUUUGAGAAUUUCAAAGAGAGGUUGCAGACGGUGCAGCAAGAUUUCACAACGGGGAUAAAGACUCUGAGUGAUAAAUCAAAAGAGGCUAAAGUAAAGCAGAAACAGAGACAUGGACAUCUGACACAGUUUUCUGCUGGAGUAGAACUGCUCAGUCGGUACGAAGACACCUGGGUGACUCUCCACAGAAAAGCUAAAGAUUGUGCGAAAGCUGGAGAGACAGUGGAUGGAGAGGUGGUGAUGCUGUCUGCACACUGGGAGAAGAGAAGAGCAGCAGUGGUGGAACUACAAGAACAACUACAGCAGAUCCCAGGCUUCCUCACAGACCUGGAGACAUGCACCAAUCGCAUCGCCCACCUGGAGGCGGACUUUGAGGAGCUGGAGAGCCGGCUGAUGUACCUGGACAACCUGUGUGGUCAGUGUGAGCAGCAGCGCUUCAGACACUUCCAGGUCCUGCAGCUGGAGAACUACAAGAAGAAAAAGAGGAAAGAGCUGGAGUCUCUCAAAGCCGAGCUGGACUCUGAGCACGCCCAGAAGGUGCUGGACAUGGAACACGCCCAGCAGGGGAAGCUGAAGGAGAGGCAGAAGUACUUUGAAGAAGCUUUCCAACAGGACAUGGAUCAGUACCUCUCUACUGGCUACCUGCAGAUCACCGACAGAAGAGGGCCAAUAGGUAGCAUGUCUUCCAUGGAGGUGAACGUUGACGUUCUGGAACAGAUGGACUUGAUGGACGUGUCGGACCACGAAGCCCUCGACGUCUUUCUCAACUCUGGAGGAGAAGACAACAGCCUGAGCUCCUCACUCACCUCAGGUCCAGACCCUGAGUCGUUGUCCUCUGAGAUCUCCCUGCGGGUGCCCACCCUGGCGGAACUGAGGAACAAGCCGUCUUCCUUCUCCUCCACGGAGCCAGGCUCAGCCAGCCAGGACACCAGCCAGGACACCAGCCUGGGGGAGUGCCAGGAGGGGGAGGGCAGCGAGGCCAGCGGAGACGGAGACCAGCCUCUGGUACUGCCAGACGAGGAGGAAGUGCAGGCUGACACAGCCCUGGUGUCGUUGCCCGAGGUGGAAAAGUUCAAGAACUCUGACGACAGCGACUCGCAGGCCUCUUAGGAGCCGUCACAGAGCUGCCGCUUGGCUGAGAACGGCACUAGGGGGUAUAGGGUAGCUCCUAGACGCUGAUCUGGGGGACCGUUUUGCAUUUUUCCCCGUUUUUUUAUAAAUGAAAUGUAGCUUCCUUCCUUGUAUCCAAUUAUAUCUAAGUAAAUAAUAAUAAAGUUGUUUAAAAUGUU
Molecule: messenger RNA, 1473 nt
Organism: Salmo salar (Atlantic salmon)
Lineage: Eukaryota; Metazoa; Chordata; Actinopteri; Salmoniformes; Salmonidae
Gene: dtbp1
Product: Dysbindin
Biological process (GO): neuron projection development; platelet dense granule organization; regulation of synaptic vesicle exocytosis
Cellular component (GO): synaptic vesicle membrane; BLOC-1 complex; cytoplasm
Source: RefSeq, marked provisional